CACAAGUGUAUUGAAUUCCUUCUCCAACGUGCAAACUGUCCAUUUAGGAAUUAGAUAAUGUGGUCUAUCUUUUAAAAAAUUUAUUAUUGUGUUCUAAUCCAAUUUGUUCGUAGUAUUUUGUGCCUGUUUUCAUUGACCUUUUUGUAGUGUGUAAUAUAAAUCAAACAUAAUGGGAAACGUAAGUGCAGCACAAAAAGAUUUUGUAAUCAAGGCUCCGGGUCAUGCAGUAACUUUGGAUAAUCCUGGGACGAUGGAAGACUUACAUAAAAAAUGCAAAGACGUAUUUCCAACAUGUUUUGAUGGGGCUAAGUUAAUGAUAAAUAAAGGUUUAAGUAGUCAUUUCCAAGUUUCACACACAAUAAAUAUGAGUAGUAUCAUGCCCAGUGGGUAUCGAUUUGGGGCUACUUAUGUUGGUACAAAACAGUUAUCGCCAACAGAAGCGUUUCCAGUUUUGUUAGGAGAUAUUGAUCCUUCAGGAAAUCUAAAUGCCAACAUUAUACACCAGUUUGGAAAUCGUGUAAGGUGUAAAUUUGCUGCUCAAGUUCAAAGUAAUAAAUAUACAGCAUGUCAGUACUCUUUAGAUUAUCGUGGCGAUGAUUACACAGCAACCGUAACGUUAGGAAAUCCAAAUGUAUUUACAAAUUCUGGUGUUGUUGUAUUACAUUAUUUACAAAGUGUUUCACAAAAUUUGGCAUUAGGUGCUGAAUUAGCGUAUCAAAGAGGACCACAAGUCCCUACUGGUGAAAUAGCUAUAUUAAGUGCUGCAGCACGAUAUUCAAAGAAGGAUUGGGUUGCGUCUGGUACUUUAGGUCAAGCUGGAUUACAUAUGUGUUAUUGGCAAAAAGCAUCGGAUCAACUGCAAUUAGGUGUUGAAUUGGAAACAAAUUUUAGAGUACAAGAAUCUGUGGCCACUAUAGCGUAUCAAGUUGAUUUACCCCGAACCGAUCUCGUAUUUAGAGGAAUGGUUGAUUCUAAUUGGACAGUUGGAGCGGUAUUUGAGAAACGAUUGCAACCCUUACCAUUCACUUUUGCCCUUAGUGGUACAAUGAAUCACAACAAAAAUCAGUUCCGACUAGGAGCGGGCGUUAUAAUCGGUUAAUGAAGUUUUGUUACAAAAAUAGAAGUAGUUAGACAUUUUACAUGUAUAUGUGUACAUUUACAAAUGUAUUACAUAUACAUAUUUUAUUGAAAAAUUGAGAAGAGAAAUCGUAUUCAGAUCAAAUUCACUGCACAUCCUCCUAUUUUAAAAGAAAAUCUAGACCACCGCCAACACAGACCACCAUACAGUUCAUUUAAACAAGGGAUUUAUCAAAUCAUAAUGUCUUUCGUUUUUUUUAUUUUGAAUUUUGAUG
Chrysoperla carnea is the source of this 1352-nucleotide messenger RNA. RefSeq names its product mitochondrial import receptor subunit TOM40 homolog 1 (gene Tom40). Gene Ontology annotation, cellular component: mitochondrial outer membrane translocase complex; mitochondrial outer membrane. Gene Ontology annotation, biological process: protein import into mitochondrial matrix. The transcript is spliced from 4 exons. Gene Ontology annotation, molecular function: transmembrane protein transporter activity. The record is from RefSeq and is a predicted model, not a curated record. The coding region runs from base 170 to 1099 and encodes 309 amino acids. Lineage: Eukaryota; Metazoa; Arthropoda; Insecta; Neuroptera; Chrysopidae.